AUGAUUAAUAAAAGCUCUCCCCGGCGCGGGGGAUUGUUUAAUUUUCUUUUCGGAGAGGAGAGACCUGGAGAGGAGACACCAGUCCCUGUGCACACAGGAGCUCCACUUUCCUUCGCCCCUCCACCAGUUUACCAGAAUGCCAAGUCCUUGUCCUCCUCAGACAGCCUAGCGAAGGUGCAGGAGGUAGCAAGCUGGCUUUUGGAAAUGAACCAGGAUCUGCUGUCGGGGGGCAGCGGCAGCAGGGCGACCCAGCAGCAGAGGCCUGGGGCAGGUAACAGCACCUCCGGCCGCGCACCCCAGCCCCAGGCGGAGCACAUGAACCGGGUGCUGGAGGAGCAGGAGCAGGAGGCGCAGCAACAGAGAAGAGAAGCAGCCGAGGAGGAAGAGGACGGACGAGAGCGGCCGAGGGAUCAAGAGGAGGAGCCGGUGGAGGAAGGACGGAGGAGUGAGGUGAAUGGAGCCGAAAAGGGUGCCCAGUGGAUGUGGGAGCAGGAGCAGCACCGGCGGCGUAGACGGCAUCGCGAGGAAGAGGAGGAGAACGAGGAGGAGGAGGGGAAUAAUAACGGCGGAAGGGAAGGGCAGGUCGGAGCGGGACUUCGUUCAGACCAGAACGAAGACGAUGAGGAGGAUGGCGAGGAGGAAAUGGACCAGGAUAGCGAUGAGUUUGAGCAUUCAGAAGAGAGUGGGAGGGAAGAGGAGGAGGAGGAGGAGGAGGCUGAAGAUGAGGAGGAAGGAGAGGAAGGCCUCCACUCUCCCUCCCUCAGGACCGCUGUGUCGGACCUUAAUGAUAACACAGACCAGUCCUCCGGACGACAGCACCAAAGCUCACCCUCAUUUUGCAAGAAUAAGAUGAAGAGGAAGUUGGACCAUGGCCCCGAGGUUCGAUCUUUCCCUUCAGGAAAAAAGCCCUGUCCAAGUCCCACAGGACUGCUGUUCCCAGCCACCCCCACUACGUUUCGGGACAUUCGAGCGGUCAAUGGGCAGGGUCAGCAGAGACGGCGCAUCACGUCCAUCCAGCCCCCCACAGGCCUGCAGGAGUGGCUCCGCACCUUUCAGAGCUGGAGUGGCCCAGAGAAGCUGCUCGCGCUGGAUGAGUUGAUUGACAGCUGUGAGCCAACGCAGGUGAAGCACAUGAUGCAGGUGAUCGAACCACAGUUUCAGAGAGACUUCAUCUCGCUUCUGCCCAGAGAGUUGGCCUUACACGUGUUGUCAUUUCUGGAGCCAAAGGAUCUGCUUCAGGCAGCUCAGACAUGUCGUUACUGGCGCAUCCUAGCAGAGGACAACCUGCUCUGGAGGGAGAAAUGCAAAGAAGAAGGUAUUGACGAGCCCUUGCACAUAAAGAGAAGGAAGGUUAUCAAGCCAGGGUUCACACACAGCCCCUGGAAGAGUGCCUAUAUUAGACAACACAGAAUAGACACCAACUGGAGGCGAGGAGACCUCAAAUCACCUAAGGUGUUGAAAGGCCAUGACGAUCAUGUCAUCACCUGUCUCCAGUUCUGUGGAAACUGCAUUGUGAGCGGCUCAGACGACAACACGCUCAAAGUAUGGUCUGCUGUUACUGGGAAGUGUUUGCGGACGUUAGUUGGCCACACCGGCGGGGUCUGGUCCUCUCAAAUGCGAGACAACAUCAUUAUCAGUGGCUCCACAGACCGAACGCUGAAGGUCUGGAAUGCAGAGACGGGAGAAUGUAUCCACACGCUGUACGGUCAUACCUCAACAGUGCGCUGUAUGCACUUGCAUGAGAAAAGGGUGGUGAGCGGUUCCCGGGACGCUACGCUGCGAGUUUGGGACAUUGAGACGGGUCAAUGUUUGCACGUGCUCAUGGGUCACGUGGCGGCCGUUCGCUGCGUACAGUAUGAUGGCCGUAGGGUGGUCAGCGGGGCCUAUGACUUCAUGGUGAAGGUGUGGGAUCCUGAAACCGAGACCUGCCUGCACACACUCCAGGGUCACACCAACAGAGUCUACUCCCUACAGUUUGACGGCAUCCACGUGUCUAGAUGUCCCCACAAGCACCAGAGUGCAGUGACAUGCCUGCAGUUCAACAAGAACUUUGUCAUCACCAGCUCUGAUGACGGUACGGUGAAGUUGUGGGACCUUCGGACGGGCGAGUUCAUCCGUAACCUGGUCACACUGGAGAGCGGAGGCAGCGGCGGCGUGGUCUGGCGGAUCCGCGCCUCCAAUACCAAACUGGUUUGCGCGGUGGGCAGCCGUAACGGCACGGAGGAAACCAAGCUGCUGGUGCUGGACUUCGACGUGGACAUGAAGUGAAGGGGGUGAACUUAAAGGGGACUCGUUUGGAAAACGGGGAGGGUGUGGGGGGGAGAGCAACCUGCCGCGCCAGGACCGGUCGCUCACUUCAUGGCACCUCCCCGUUAAGUUGCCGCCAACAUUUCUCCCCAUCACGCCACGGUCCGCGACUGCCGCCACAGUUCCGUUCACCUUCCGAAGUGCAGACGCUCACAGCAUUCUGGGAAGGAAACUGACAAGAAGGACUUGGGAAGACAGGAUUGUCCCUUUUCCUUCCACUCAAGGCGACCUUGCACAGAGACUUGUUCGCUCAAGCCUGACUGAAAUUCACACCCAUAUGUACAAACAUUUUUUUGUUUUUUUGAACAAAACAGUCAACACUGUAUACAUGAGACCCCUAAUGCAUCGACACGAACACGGAGUGAUAAAUAGUGUAUACAAAUGACACUUUAAUGGAGACAGAUCAGAGCUUUGUACUGCGGGAGUGAUUCAAGAGAGAGAAAGGAAGCCAAUUUUGUCGGUCCUCAUCAACCUCAGCACACGCCAAAUAUCCCUUUCUUCCUCAUGCGUUUAAUUUUUCUUUUGUAUCCGUUUUUUUUGCUUUGUUCCCCACAACUUGUCUUUUGGUUUUGCGUCAACAGCUGUGAAUUAAAGUUUUGUGCUUUCUUUUCAAGUUCAGCAUUUUUUUGUUUCACGAUCCUGCCUCUGUUGCAAACAACAGGUUUCAGUAUUAAGCUAAACCCACUCUGCUGUUUCACACGUUUAUGGGAUUUUCUUUUGUAAUUUUUUUUUUCUUUUUGUAAUUUAGUGCUCCAUAAGCAGUGCCUCUCUGGAUCGGAGAUGACCUGCAUUCGUUAUGUUUUUCAACCAGUCUGGUCUCAUUAGCUCAUCAGUGCUGGUGCUCUGUGGUGCGGGUGCUCCCCCCCCCCCCCAGUACUGUCCAUCCCAGUGGCCAAACUGGAUUUUAUGCUGCUAGACUCACAGAAAAAUAAGGUGGAACUUUAACUGGCUGUGACGUUUUAGUCCCAGACGAAAUUCUAAACAAAAGUUACUUGUGUAGUUUGAACUUGUAAAACGACACAAACAAACGUACCAACAAAAGCAAAAUAUCGACAAAACCGCUUCUCUUUUUUUGCCACUGAAACUUGAGCCAAAUGUGCCUCUACGAGGCAUAGAGGAGGGAGAAUGUCUGACAAAGAGACGGGUUUGUCUGCUGAGAUGAAACGCCGGACGAGUAGAAACUAUUUUGCGUGUGUUUGCGAGCAUGACUGGGUGUGUGUGCGGGUGUGUGUUUGAGCAAAUUGUUCACACAUUCCUUGGGACAAAAGCUGUUGUCAUCCUGUUCUGUGUGGAAAUGUAUGCUUCGACUAAAAAGAAUACCAUUCUUGUUUUUAAUUAGUUGAAAAACGAGAUUGUUGGAACCGGCGUUAAGUUACCGAAGAAUAAAGGUGGUCUUAGUGUACAGAAAUGGACAUCUGAUUACAUUUUAAGUGCUAGAGCUAACCUGGUUCCGUUGUUGACGCUCUCAUGGGUUUUUUUGUUAGUUUUUUUGAAUGGUAAAGCAGCUUCAUAGAUAAACAGGGCGUAACCGCAUCCGUAGCCAAACGAUUCGUCUCAUCCUCCAAGUCACACAACUCAAGCUGAACUGUGAAAGUGGUUUAACACUGUAUAUUACAAGAAAAAACAAUCUUGUUCUUUCUCCUGCUUUUUUUUUUUUUUUUUUUUCUUCCCGUUUAAUUUAUAAUCUGGUUUGAGAAAUCAGAUGUUGGAGCUGUUUUAUUUUUUCAGUUUAUGUAAACUGCCUGGCAUAACAGACAGAUAAAAAAAAAGAAACCUUAAAGGGAUUGU
This is a messenger RNA of Sinocyclocheilus anshuiensis, 4095 nucleotides long. RefSeq names its product F-box/WD repeat-containing protein 7-like. The record is from RefSeq and is a predicted model, not a curated record. The transcript is spliced from 14 exons. Gene Ontology annotation, molecular function: ubiquitin binding. Bases 1 to 2268 code for a protein of 755 amino acids. Gene Ontology annotation, cellular component: cytoplasm; nucleus. Gene Ontology annotation, biological process: ubiquitin recycling; proteasome-mediated ubiquitin-dependent protein catabolic process. NCBI's taxonomy places the organism in Eukaryota, Metazoa, Chordata, Actinopteri, Cypriniformes, Cyprinidae.